Molecule: messenger RNA, 1537 nt
Organism: Drosophila ananassae
Lineage: Eukaryota; Metazoa; Arthropoda; Insecta; Diptera; Drosophilidae
Product: facilitated trehalose transporter Tret1
Exons: 2
Coding region: 52-1455 (467 amino acids)
Biological process (GO): carbohydrate transport; transmembrane transport
Cellular component (GO): membrane
Molecular function (GO): sugar transmembrane transporter activity
Source: RefSeq, a predicted model, not a curated record
GGGAGAAUUCAGUUCGAUUGCAACGAUCAAGGAGAACACACCCAUUUUAAAAUGUCCAAGGGAUCGGUACUGCCGCAGUAUAUUGCGGGUCUAUCGGCCAGUUUCGGAGCCCUCUGCAUGGGCGCCUCCAUCGGGUGGUCGUCACCCGUCGAGGAAAAGCUCUACUCCGGCGAAGAAUACGACUUCGUGGUGACGUCCAGCCAAUUCGGAUGGGUAUCGUCGCUCCUCACCUUGGGCGCCACUGUGAUCUGCAUUCCCAUCGGUUUCGCCAUUGACUGGAUCGGCAGGAGGCCCACUAUGCUGGCGCUCUUCCCCCCCUACAUGGUGGGAUGGCUCCUAAUGAUCUUCGCCUCGAACGUCACCAUGCUGUACUUUGGAAGAUUCAUCUUGGGAAUGUGCGGCGGAGCCUUUUGUGUUACGGCCCCCAUGUACUGUACGGAGAUCUCAACGACAUCCCUUAGAGGAACCAUUGGUUCCUUCUUCCAGCUGCUAAUCGUGUCGGGAGUGCUGUUUGGCUACUUGCUGGGAGCCUUCCUCGAUUUGAUGCCCAUCAACAUCGUAUGCGCCAUCCUUCCCAUCAUAUUUGUCACCGUGCACUUCUUCAUGCCCGAGUCCCCCGUCUACUUGGCCCUGAAGGGGAGAAACGACGAUGCCGCCAAGUCCCUGCAGUGGCUGCGUGGCGCUGGUGCCGACAUCGACGAAGAGCUCAAGGAGAUCCUGGAGGAGUCCCAAAGGCAAAAUGAUCAGGAAAAGGUCAAUAUUCUGGCUGCUCUGCGUCGUCCCAUUGUCCUGAAAGGACUUGGCAUCUCCGUUCUGCUGCAGGUUUUCCAGCAGUGUACCGGAAUCAACGCCAUCCUCUUCUACUCCGCCUCCAUUUUCCAGGAUGUGGGUGCCAGUUUGGAAGGCAAGUAUGCCUCGAUCAUCAUUGGAGUGACCCAAGUGGUCAGCACACUGGUGGCAGUGGUUAUUAUCGACAAGGCCGGUCGUAGGAUUCUGCUCAUCAUUUCCGGCCUCCUGAUGGCCAUUACCACAGCCCUGCUUGGUCUUUACUUCUUUUUGAGCGAACAAAGCCCCGGUUCGAUGGAUAACUUUGGCUGGCUGCCCAUCGCUAGCAUCUGCAUCUUCAUCGUCUUCUUCUCGAUCGGAUUCGGACCGGUGCCCUGGCUGGUUAUGGCCGAGCUCUUCUCGGAGGAUGUCAAGAGUGUGGCGGGAUCGAUUUCCGGCACCAGCAAUUGGCUGUCGGCCUUCAUAGUUACCCUGCUCUUCCCGAUCCUCAAGGAAUCCAUCGGACCGGGUCCCACUUUCUGGAUCUUCACCGGGGUUGCGGUUGUGUCAUUCUUCUAUUCGAUCUUCUGCGUGCCGGAGACCAAGGGCAAGACGAUACUGGAGAUCCAGCACAUCCUUUCCGGCGGAAAAGUGAAACAUGUGGAAGACGACGAGGGGAAGAAGAUCUAGGAGUUAAGGCUUAUAUUCCAUUAGUGAAAUUUACGUAUAAGAAAAACCUAUGUAUGAUCUUGAUAAAAAAAAUUAACUUGAA